UUGAGUUUUCGUCCUUCGGUUCACUCUUUGUGUUGCUCUGUGUGCGACUUAAAUGGGAGAGCAGCCUGGGCAGAUUUUCACAAUUAGCCCUCUCAGUGACCAGGAGCAACAGGAAACCCUAUGAAAUAUUCAGAUUCCCGAUAGCAAUCGGAGCAGGUUAACGCCACCUAGUCUCAGGUCAAGGAAAGGUGGACUCACUGUUCGCGGGAUGCGAGCCACCGGCGGAGACGUGCAGCGGCUUUGCUCGGAGUGCCGGUAGCGCGCACACGGAACCAGUGAACGGCUGACUCACGGACUCGCGUCCGGUUCUCUUCUGAUGGUAGAGCGGACGAUUGCACCAGCGGGCUCGUCGGUACCACGUUUCCCCCCGGAGCCAAGAUGAUCCGGGCGUUUUUCCCCCUGAAGAAAAUGCGGCGAAAUUACAGAUACUUUCUGCUUGGGGCAAUUUUGCUGGUCGGAGCUGUGGCUGUCUACAAUGAAUUCAUCGCUUCAAGCGUGUGGAGAAGUGAUAGUAAUUCUGGGAUUGAGGACAGCACCUGGCAGAGACCCAUCCUUGACCAAACGGAUGAAGGCAAAAUGCAGUUGGCCUCAGUGGAAGAUUCAGAUGUUUGGAGUUCACGCUUCAACCCACAAACCUGGAAACCAGAGUUUAUUGGGCAGGCCAACCUGCAUGUGUUUGAGGACUGGUGUGGCAGUUCCAUUGCUGACCUACACAAGAACAUGCACUAUCCCCUGUAUCCCCAUUCCAGAACUACAGUAAAGAAGCUGGCCGUCUCCCCUCAGUGGACCAACUAUGGCCUCAGGAUAUUUGGUUAUUUGCAUCCCUUUACUGACGGAGACUUCGUUUUUGCUUUGAGCUCGGAUGACAAUUCAGAAUUUUGGCUAAGCACCGAUGACUCCCCUCUCAAGUUACGUUUGUUGGCGUGGGUUGGAAAGACAGGCAGAGAGUGGACAGCUCCAGGAGAGUUUGACAAAUAUGCCAGUCAGACCUCCAGGCCAGUUUGGUUGUCCUCGCACAGGAGAUACUUUUUCGAAGUUAUCCACAAACAGAAUGACAGGGGAACUGACCACGUGGAGGUGGCAUGGCAGCUCCUGAACCAAGACUUUUCUUUUACGGUCAUUGAAUCCAAUCACAUCUCCCUCUAUGUUGACGAAUCUGCCUUUUUGAUGAGCGACGUUUCCCACAUACCACAGACAGCUGCGAGCCACCAGCUCGCCCCCACUAAACAGCACAGCGCUGAGGCAGACAUGCUGAGGGAAGACCCGAGAGACGAGCUUUACCGAGUCAAUCUGAUGAACAGCGAGUACCUAGAAGGUGUGCUGCCAGAUUGUUCGUACAAACCCAGCUACAUAAUCAAAGACUUUCCUCUGAUGCGUUACCAAGGACUGCAGUUUGUGCACUUGUCCUAUGUCUUCCCAAACGACUACACCCGACUGACACACAUGGAGAUGGAAAACAGCUGCUUCUACUCUGAGAGCCCUGAAUACAUGAGAAUGUAUGGUUUCUCCAGGUACAUGAAUAUUGAUCAUCCAUUUGGGCAAAGACAAGAUGACAUGGAUUUUGCAAACUUGGUUUCUAACGAAGAGGAGGAAAACCUACACAACUACAUUGAUGAGACUGAGAAGAAGAGCAAUCUGAAAAAAACAAAAGAUAACGCCCUUUACCCAGACUAUGGAGACAAUUAUGACAAUUCUGUUCUGAAGCAAAGGCGCCACCUCUUAUCCUUUGAUAACCAAGAACAAAACAGCACAAAGGGCAAACCCUCUGUGGCAAGGCUGCACACUCAGGGGCUGCAGGACACACAAGGGAAUCAUGCUACACCACAGCUCCCCUUGUUGCUAUCAAAGGUUGCUUUGAAACACCAGCAGCAAAACAAGACAGAAAUAAAGCAAAAUAGCUCUCUAAAGAAGGACAAAAAGAAACAUUUAAAAGUGCAUCAAGAAAAGAAGCAGAAAGUAAAUUUUCAGCGGAAAAUAGAUCCCCAGAUAAAGAAUGACAAAAAGCCGGCCAAGUCAGAGGGACUAACAACUUCUCCAUUAGAGCAACUCCCCCUUAAACAGAAUCUGAGCCUCAUCUCUUCUGAAAAAAAUCGUAGCAAAAUUCAGAAAAUCAAAGGCACACAGGCUCAAAACACAGCAGGACAAACUCUGGUGACAAAAAGAGCAGACCAGAAGAAGUUAGUAACCAGAAAGAGGGAGGUCCUUCCAGCCAACACCAAACAUUUUACGGCGUUCCGUGAUGAUGCAGUAAACUCAGAUCGCGUGGAAAGCAAUCCAGGAAAUCACAUCAGAGCUAAGGAGAUAGAACUAAACAUGCUUGUAAAUGGAGAAGAAAUGAAGAACUUCCACAAAAAUGUUAAGUCUUCCCAAAGAAGGACAUACAAGAAAAGUACAAAAACAGCAAGAGAAGAGGGCCUAGAAAGGACAGAGGACAACCCCUACAAGUCGACUGAGAUCAAGACACAAGCAAAUAAGGAAGAAAGACAGCCUGCUUGGUGGGAAGAGAACCACUAUAAUGCUGAUUAUGACAACUCGGAGACUCCUGCACCAGUGUUUGACGUUCAGGUCAACUGGAACCAAACCUUCAAGGUCAACCCCCUGAACCUUCAACGACUGCGUACAGAUUGGAUCGAUCUGCAGUGCAACGUUUCUGGAAAUCUGGUGCUGCAGCCCUCUGAUGCUCUGCCGAUAGUCAAGGCUUUCAUCGAUAGUUUAAAUGACAAGCAUUAUGGGCAGUUCACACUGGAGCGUGUGGUCAAUGUGAUCAAGCGUGUGGACAUGCCCCAAGGCAGCCGCUAUCUCCUGGAGCUGGUGCUGAAGGAUGCCAAAGGGCAGCGGCUGCGCUUGUCUCACUACAUCUAUGGCCUGAAGAAAUACAGCAAAAAAAACAGCUGGGAUUUUGGUUUCCAUGCAUCCCAGUCUAAGACGAUUCUGUGUAACCCGGUGGGCUUUCGCUGGAAUCCCUCUGCCACCGUCCACUUCAUCGUACCUGUGAAAAACCAGGCUCGGUGGGUGCGGCAGCUGAUCGAUGAUAUGGAGCAACUCUUUAGAGAAACGGGAGAUUUCAACUUCAAUCUGAUUAUCACAGACUACAGCAGCACCGACAUGGACGUGAGGAAUGCGCUUGAGAAAUCUUCACUCCCCAGGUACCAGUACGUGAAGUUAAGUGGGAACUUUGAGCGCUCUGCUGGUCUCCAAACUGGUAUCGAUCUUAUAAAAGAUGACAACAGUAUUGUUUUUCUGUGUGAUCUUCACAUCCACUUCCCUCCUUCGAUCAUUGACACCAUCAGGAAGCACUGCAUUAAAGGGCACAUGGCUUUUGCUCCGAUCGUUCUCAGACUGGACUGCGGCACCACUGCGUCAGAAGCCAAAGGUUACUGGGAGGUCAACGGUUUUGGCUUGCUGGGGAUCUAUAAGUCUGACCUGGAUUCAAUAGGAGGGAUGAAUACCAUGGAAUUCAAAGACCGUUGGGGAGGAGAAGACUGGGAGCUACUCGAUAGGAUACUUCAGGCUGGGCUGGAAGUGGAGAGAAUCUAUUUGAGGAACUUUUUCCAUUAUUAUCACUCCAAACGUGGCAUGUGGAAUCGGCCAGUGUCAACAAGCAACAGGUGACCCUGUUACCUGCUGCUGCACCAUGGCAUCACCGUGGUUAUAACCAUGGUAACCAGAGCACUUUAAGGACUCAAUGUUUCUUUGGAACACCUGCUGACAGGGGGAGACAGACUUUAGAUUGGGUACUUUCUUCGUUCACUCAGGUUUUGUAAAGCAGGGAGUAGAGGUGAAGUUUUCUGCAGGCAAAAAGCUACUGUUCCAGAGUUUAUUUGAGAGAGCUGACUACUGAGAGGUUAAAUCUCCGACUGUGGGAUCUGACCUGUGAAGAUGCUGCUGUGCACAACGUUUCAAAUUGAAAUCCUGAUCUGCACUACAGGCUGCUCAGACGCUCGGCACCGACUCCAAAACUGAGCUAUAGAAGUCACGCUCCAGGCGUAAAUGCGCAAUCACACAAAAGGAAUGUCCCAAAUGAUCUAAAGUUUAGAUUUGGACAUUGCUCUGACAAAGACAGAGAAAUGGUUUACGUUUAAAAAAAAUGGUUGUGGUAAAGUUACAAACUAUAGUUUGAUUGCUUGAACAACAAACGCAGCCUUUCCAGCUUUUUGUCAGUUACAUGAAAAUGUGAUAUUUGUUGCAUCAUUUUUUUCUUUUGUUCAAACCAGCAAAUACAUGCAUUUGUUUAGCUUGACGUCUGAACCUCAAUUUACCUCUUUAGACAAUUUUUUUUAAAUGUUUUUUGUUCUCAUUUCUUGGUCCUGAAAAUCUGUGCUCUCCUGUAUUUGUUUCAGCGUAAAAGUUUGAAAAGGUUUUAAAACUGAAAGGUUUAUUUUUUGUUGAUCUUUUAAGCCAACGUUUAAAGAAAGGGCACAAUUUAUUUAAAAAAGGUUUUUUACAAGCUCAAUGCCCUAACAGCAAUAAUAUGACUACUGUUUUGUUGCUCUUCCUCUGACAUGAUGAUUUCUCUUACUACUGCCCCAACACUCCUGUAUGCUAGGAUAACAGCAAAGAGUUGCGUAACUCAAGUCUUUUUCUUUUUUUUUCUGACUCUCACAAACAUUUUGAUGCAUUAAGAUGAUUGAGAUUGACAACAAAUAUGUCCAUUUGGCCAAAACAGGUUUGUUUUUUUAUUUAAUGAAUCUCACAGCUGUACUUUAAGCAAAUAUUUUUAUACAAAGAUGGUACCUAUGCUGUGAGGAUUAAAAAAAUAUUUAUUUUUCAUAUGCAUUUUUCUGACUGUUCACAUUCCAGUUAAAAAAUGUGCCUUUUCUGUUUGUAAUUUAAAAAUAAUCUAGGAUUUAGUGUUUUGAGAGGACGUAGAUGAAUUAAACUUCUACAAGUGGUGCAAUCUU
Molecule: messenger RNA, 4901 nt
Organism: Oryzias latipes (Japanese medaka)
Lineage: Eukaryota; Metazoa; Chordata; Actinopteri; Beloniformes; Adrianichthyidae
Gene: b4galnt3b
Product: beta-1,4-N-acetyl-galactosaminyl transferase 3b
Cellular component (GO): Golgi cisterna membrane
Molecular function (GO): acetylgalactosaminyltransferase activity
Source: RefSeq, a predicted model, not a curated record